Molecule: messenger RNA, 2527 nt
Organism: Drosophila santomea
Lineage: Eukaryota; Metazoa; Arthropoda; Insecta; Diptera; Drosophilidae
Exons: 6
Coding region: 780-2384 (534 amino acids)
Source: RefSeq, a predicted model, not a curated record
UUUUAUUGAUUAUUUGAUUAUUUUCAAUUUUUCAAGACCAGUUCUUGUGCAUUUCACACAAUAGCGUGGCCAACACCGGAGCAUUGAUGGUAUACCCAAAGAAAGAGCCACAAAAGCCGUGUUGAUGUUGAUACUCGUAUUUACAUAAAAAGCACCAGCAGGCGGCAUUAACGAAAACGUUGCCACCAAAUCCGACUGCCAAUGUCCACCAACCACCACCACCAUUCCGAGAAGAGAACUUUCAAAGCGGACGAUCGUGUGUAAAAAGAAAGUAGUUUUCUUUUAGUGUUAAAACCAAAGCUGCUCGGCUCAUUCUUCGCACUCUCUUUUGUCUCGUUUAUUUGUGGAGACAAGACGGCAAAACCUGACGUGUUCAAAGCGCAGGCGUAAAGAAUUCCAUUCCGCGCGAGAGAGUCUUUGUAGAAACAGGUGAGAGCGGCGGAGAGAGCUGGAGAUUUGGAUACGAAGAAAGGGGAGAGGGAGGGGCUCACAACGAACAUGUUCGAAGGCCCCCAAGAAUCGCUGGCUUAAGAAGUGUUACAAACUGGCGCAGAGCCUCAGAAGAAAGAAAGUUUUCGGCUGUGCUGGCUGCUCUACGCUGCGAUCUCCGAUCUCCGUUCUCCGUACUCCGAUCUUGGCAAUAUCUGUCUGGAUAUAUAUAGUAUAUAUAUAUAUAGUAUUCGUGUGCUCAGUGGAGCGUCUUCCGCGUUUUGUGGCUGCGUCGCUUAAUUGGCCGAAAAGUAUCUCAAGUGUGUGAUUGUGAAAGUUCCUGCAGUAAAAUGUUGUACGUGCGACGAGCUCUGCUCUUGGCCUGCUUGCUGUGCCUCCAGCCGCUGGGUCCUUCUCUCGCCAACGAGGAUGAGUCCAAUCCGCUGCUGGACAUGGCCUCGAUGUUCUUCCAGGAGGCACUCUCCAACCAGAACGGUGGCAACAAUGGUGGCGGCGGUGCUGGCUUGGCGGGUGUGGCCUCGCUAAUUGGCACCUUCAUGCAGGCCAGUGGCAAAUCUGGUGGCGGAGCAGGUGGCGGCGGUGCUGGUGGCGCCAUGCAGAUCCUCUCCGGCCUGGGCAGCCUGCUGUCCAAGAGUCAGGGUGGCCAGGGCGGUGGCUUUGAUCCCUCCAUCAUUGGCAAUGUCCUGGAGAUGUUCACCCAGGGCGAUGAUGAGGAAACCGCAUCACAGCAAAAGCGCAGUUCUGGUGGUGGCUCUGAAUCUGGCAUUGGUCUGGAUACCAUACUGCAAGUGGCAUCUGCCUUCAUGAACACCCAGGGCAACGAUAAGGGCUCACAUCAUCACCAGCAGAAACGCUCCGCCGGCGAGGAACCGGAAUCCGAGAACGGACUGAUGAACCUCCUGCCACUGGUCAUGCAGGCGGUUAGCUCCUUCGCCGGUCCCGAGGGUCAGAGCACCCAGGAGAAGCACAAGAGCCACGCCUGGGUGCUGCCCCCAUUCCUGGAGCACAUUCACGUGCUGUGGGAUCACUUCUCCAACUCUGAGCUGGCUGAUGCGCUGUACGAGAAAUCCGGAGUUAACAAAAUCAUGAAGGGCUUCAAGGGUUCCGAUGGCAAGCUGGACUACGACAAGCUGUUCGAGUCGCUGAACAACCAAUCCUUCCGUCGCCGCUGGAUCAAGUCGGCCACACUCUACCUGGCCGACUGGGCCAGCUACCUGGCCAAUCCCGAGGUGUAUCUCAGGUACUUCCAGACGGCACAGAUCAUGUUUAACGGCCUGUUGAAGUCUCAAGGUUACCCCAAGCAGACCCACUUCGAUCCCUCCCGUCCGGGCGAGACCAUCUCGAAUCUCUUGGACCAUGUGGCCAAGCAUCAUCUGAACGUUAAGAUCGAUUCGAGGCAGUACGUCAAGCCAGCCGUGGGCUACGCCAAGGAACUGCUGAAACUCGGCCAGGCACGCGGAUUACUGCAGUUCAAUGCCACCGAGAUCAGCGACAAGCUAACGGAUACGCUCAACCUGGAGGUUAUUGAACCGGUGCUGAAAGUCCAUCGCGCCUACAGAUACAUCACCAAGUCGCCGCAAUGCGAUCGCUACGUACUCUGCCAGCUGAAUUCAGCGGCUCUUGAGCAGCAGGAGAAGCAGAAGCAACAUGACCAAUACCAGCAGCACCACCAGCCCAAGCAGAGCCAACAGAGCCAACAGAAUCGCCCAACAUCGGCGUCCAGUCUAAUUGCCGGAGUCAGUCCGAAGAUCGUCAAGAUCGGGAGCAUGGGUGCGGCAAUCUUCAUUAGCACGGAAACCGGUACGCCGUUCUGGACCCUCUUCGGUGUGAUCAAUGCGCCAUACAACUGCGAGGCCAAAUACCCAGUCGACUGCAAUGGUUUCCACGAGGGCGAGGCCAAGGUGACCACGGAAUAUAUCCACAACGAGUUGUAGUAUUCCAGUUGGACAACUGGACCACAAGAUCUGGAGGAAAUGGAGGAGACGAAGGCUCAUUAAGACGAUUUAGCUGUAAUUGAGAUAAAGAUUUCGUGUGUAUAUAGUAUUACGGAUUGAAAUAUAUUUAAAUUUAAACAGAA